AUGUCGGACGGAAGGCAUGGCACUACGAGGAUAGACGGCAACAAUACUUCAUCACAACCGCAAGGAAGGAAGUCCAUCGGUACACCCAAGGAGAACAAGUUCAAGAAGGGCAAGGAGUACUGCAGUGUCACGUGCAAACUAAAUUCCAUCUACAAGGACCCACUUCUCCGUGAUGAAAUUCGCCGCAGCGCCCGCGAGAUGCAGCAGAUUCGGAUGGAAGCUUGGCAUCUCGUAAACCUCCACACGCUUCGAUGUCUAGAGGACGACAUUCCGCCGGACUACACUGACAAGACCUUCUACGACCACUGCUGUUCCUGCAGCGCAACUACUUCCAAAACUAAUCUCAUCACUAGGAAGAACCCCGAGCUCUGGGAGUCGUACCGGGUGUAUAAAGAGAAGCGAGCACUCGCAGGCCUUGAGGAGGUGCGUAACCUCGUCGACUACUCUCGGCUGAAGGCUGAACUUUGUGAACAAAUGGUUGUGAACGCUGGAGUGAUGAUUCGUCAGCAUUUUGCAAAGCGCCUGAGGCUCUACGUGCAUAUUACAUUUGGAGGGUUGGAUAGCAAUCUCGACAAGAAAGAGAAAAAGAAAAAAGCGCUCCUUGUGAGAGAAAUUAUGUACGCGUGCUACAGCACCGAUGAGACGGAUGUGGUGGAAGCCCUCCAAAUACGGGACGCUCUUACUCCGUGUGACGUCGAAUGGAGCGAGCAGUGGAUACAAUGGCCAAACCGCAUCGGUGAAAACGGAUUGGCCUUUUUACGUUCGAUUGAUCUGGGAGUUCCAAGGAGUGGUUGA
This is a messenger RNA of Phytophthora nicotianae INRA-310, 795 nucleotides long. RefSeq lists its product as hypothetical. Bases 1 to 795 code for a protein of 264 amino acids. The transcript has a single exon. The record is from RefSeq and is a predicted model, not a curated record. NCBI's taxonomy places the organism in Eukaryota, Oomycota, Peronosporomycetes, Peronosporales, Peronosporaceae.